Messenger RNA from Ostrinia nubilalis (European corn borer), 1631 nucleotides. RefSeq names its product adenylate kinase 8-like. Bases 153 to 1523 code for a protein of 456 amino acids. Gene Ontology annotation, cellular component: cytoplasm. NCBI's taxonomy places the organism in Eukaryota, Metazoa, Arthropoda, Insecta, Lepidoptera, Crambidae. The record is from RefSeq and is a predicted model, not a curated record. Gene Ontology annotation, biological process: nucleobase-containing compound metabolic process. Gene Ontology annotation, molecular function: ATP binding; nucleoside diphosphate kinase activity; AMP kinase activity. The transcript is spliced from 11 exons.
CAUAAAAAAAAUGUACAUGAAAACUGAAACUGAAAGAUAUGAAUGACACCUCAAAUGACACGGUCAAAGUCAAAUAGGACCAUUUUUCACGAUUUUUCCUAACGGUGAUAAACUUGAAAAAGUACUCUAGUCUCGAGAAAGAAACUGUAAAAAUGACGGAAACUGACGCCACAAAAAGACCGCUUACAAUGCCCGAAAAGUUUAUACCGUAUCUUGAAAAGUAUAGAGUUUAUAAAGUUUUCAAGGACAUGACCGAAGAUUUAAUUGUCCAUCUCCCGAAGGACCACCUUAAACACAUGAAGGUAUUCCUUGGACGACAUUUACAUAGUACAGGGGACAUAGAGCGUAUCAUGAUGCUCGUUUCUCCCAAUCUAAAAAUAGAUAUCAAAAGUUUGACAAAAGAGCUGAUAAGAGAUAUGGGAUUCAUAGUAAUAACUCGCCGAUGUGUGAUGGACCGUUACGAAAGGCAUGAUGACUACAUCCCAGGCUGUAUCUCGCCGGUGCUGAUGUCAGAGGUCACGAAACAGCUUGCUUGCAAGGAGCCCGUCGCUCAAGCUGGCUGGCUUAUGUUCGAUCACCCGUGCACAGUCCGCGAGGCGCGCUGCCUGCAGCAGGACGGCAUAUUCCCGACCGUGACCCUGGUGCUGACGCCGACGCCGCCGCAAGCGCCGCCAGCUGACGACCCGCUCACUCCUUCUAGAAACUUCUUCCAGCAGGACUUUGAAGGACUCAAGUUUGCGUAUAAAGCUACGCUCAAAGAAGUGUACAUCGACCCCGAUGACGACGUAAUGAAGAUGUCGACCAAGUGCUUCAACGCGAUCCGCGCGUGCGCCUCGGGUCUGCAGCACACGCGUCACGGGUACCACGUGGUGGGCGCGCCCGGCGUGUACCGCGUGGUGCUGGUAGGGCCGCGCGGCUCGGGCGCACGCACGCAAGGGCUCCAAGUGGCCAAGCAUUUCGGACUGAUAUACAUGAAUUUCGCCGAUCUCUACAAAGAAGCUUUAGAGAAGGAUGACGAAGUGGGCGAUAAACUUCGGAAAUUUGGACCCAGCUCCCAGCUCAGGGCCGAAAUACUGCGGCGCCGCAUCCUGAAGAAGGAUUGCGUUGACCUUGGCUGGGUGCUCAGCGGAUUCCCGGCCAACGGGUUGGACUUUGAAAACCUGGAUAACAUGUCCACUCCACCUAAUCGCAUUAUAUUCCUGAACGCGGACUGGCAGACAUGUAAGAAACGGCUCAUGUCCCAGGCCAUUGACUGGUGUACCGGGCGUCCCGCAGUUCCUGGAUCGGGGCCUCGUGUGCUGCCCCAUCCGACGGACACUGAAGCGCACAUAGACUAUGAUUUAGACUACUACUUCACGGAGGCGUUGGCGGAGCUUCGCGCGGCGGCCGGCAUCACCGCGGUGGAAAUUGACGCCAAUCAGCCUUUCGAUACUGUGCAUGUAAAAAUUCUAGCCGCAGUCAUGGCGUCACCGGCUUUCGACAUAGAAAACGGCUCUCAGCUGAGAAAUGUUCGCGGUGACUAAUCUUAGCUUGAAAUGGAAUUGGCAAUUUUAUAGCGCAAUAAUAUAAAAUCGAUUGAAGAUCGAAUCUUUUGUUCGAACACUUGCCAGUUUUCAUAGGCGUAAACUAGU